This is a messenger RNA of Bursaphelenchus okinawaensis, 1285 nucleotides long. The record is from the annotation of a GenBank genome assembly. NCBI's taxonomy places the organism in Eukaryota, Metazoa, Nematoda, Chromadorea, Rhabditida, Aphelenchoididae.
AUGAAGUUGUUGUUGUUGUUAGUCAGUGUAAUUGGAGUGGUCUACUCGUACGACUUUGAUUUGGUACUGCCUGGGCUUAUUGGUACGUUUAUUGAUUUUUUGGGAAGAUUUGUAGUUUUCGGUCGAAAAGUUCGUUAUAAUAAAAAAUUGUAUUGUGGUCAAAAAGUUUACAGAAAAAACAAUUUUGCCUUUAUCGGUCAAUAAGUUUGUAGAAAAUUGAUUUUGGUUCUGAUCGGUCAAAAAAUUCAAAGAAAAAUUAAUUUUCUGCUUUAUUGAUCAAUAAGUUUAUGGAAAAUUAAUUUUUUGGCUUCAUCGGUCGAAAAGUUCAUAGAAAAAUUGGUUUUCGGCUUUAUUAGUCAAUAAGUUUGUAGAAGAUUCAUUUUUUGGCUUCAUCAGUCAAUAAGUUUACAGAAAACUCAACUUUUGGCUUCAUUGGUCAAAAAGUUUAUAGAAAAAGCUAUUUUUGUUUGCAGCGGUCAAGAAGUUGAUAGAAAACCAAUUUUUAUUAAUGUCUAGAUGAUUCUAUAAACUUUUCGACCAGCAAGCCAAGUUAUUUAUUUUUUUGUUAAAAUUUUAAAAUUCAAAAUUUUCAGAAAAAACGCUAGCAGAAGGCCCAAAGCACGUUGACAUCCUCAACGAACGCGAAAGAAAGCUGUACUUGGCCAUUCUACGACCAAAAGUCAAGGGUGACAGACUUAAAAAGGCCUUUGCCAACAAGAAAAUCAAAGGAAUGUUCUUCGAGGCCAUGAGAGUGGUGCUGAAGGAGCACGGUGUUAGUCCUUUGGCCGCUGACUUCUUGGGCACGGUAAGAUUUUUGAUUUUUUUGGGUUUUCCAGGCUGUGGGUGACAUGUUAUACGAUGGCCAACAUUUUUUGUUUUGUAAAGAAAGUUCUUGCAGUUUUUGUUUUUUAAACAAAGUUAUUGCUAUUUUUAGUUCUGUAAAUAAAGUUUUUGCCAUUUCUUGAUUUGUAAAGAAAGUUUUUGUCAUUUUUUGUUUUGUAAAGAAAGUCCUUGCUAUUUUGUGUUUUGUAUAGAAAGUUCUUGUUAAUUUCUGUUCUGUAAAGAAAGUUCUUGCUAUUUUCAGGUAUACGAAGUGAGUAAAUCGGCCAAGGCCAAGGAAGACCCACAAUACUUUGUGCCAUUUGUCGUUGGAUCCUUCAUGUUAUUGGAAGAUUCAGAAAAGGAAUUGGUAGCCAAAGGUGAUCCUGAGCUAAUCAAGAAGCUACAAGAAGUGGCUAACAAAGAUGAACAAGUCACUGAACUGUUAACUACCUUAGUGGCCUAG